This is a messenger RNA of Protopolystoma xenopodis, 306 nucleotides long. The record is from the annotation of a GenBank genome assembly. Lineage: Eukaryota; Metazoa; Platyhelminthes; Monogenea; Polystomatidea; Polystomatidae.
AUGCCUAAACUCAAAUUUAUCACCCUUCCCUUGGUCAGGCUUAAGGCUGAGGUUCAUCAGAUCAAUGAGUCCAUCAGCCGGUUGAAAGAGCAGCUGGGCAAGUCGCAAGACGUACUUCAGAGAUUACUCCGCCUAUUAACAGCCAAGGAGACCGAGCUGGCUAUCAAAAAUCACAGCCUUUUUCUGGAUCGUGAAAAGUGCCUCAGUAGACGCUCCUGCUGGCCGGGAGGACCAACUGUCAAUGCGGCUCAUACUAUGCCUUGUUCUGGUGGAUCAUCUUCCUCCACCACAGCAAGGAACAGUUAA